Molecule: messenger RNA, 1027 nt
Organism: Ananas comosus (pineapple)
Lineage: Eukaryota; Viridiplantae; Streptophyta; Magnoliopsida; Poales; Bromeliaceae
Product: mitochondrial import inner membrane translocase subunit TIM23-2-like
Exons: 1
Coding region: 178-753 (191 amino acids)
Biological process (GO): protein import into mitochondrial matrix
Cellular component (GO): mitochondrial inner membrane; TIM23 mitochondrial import inner membrane translocase complex
Molecular function (GO): transmembrane protein transporter activity
Source: RefSeq, a predicted model, not a curated record
GGCUCCUUUGGAAAAUUGCAAGACCACCAAAUAGGGAGAAACCCUUUUCUCGCCGCCUUUCUCUUGUUCUUCUUCCUCCUUUUCCUGCAACGUCGGUGCCGCCGCACGAAGACCUCCUCCUCCGCUGACUCCUCAAAACCCUAACCCUAGAUCUUAGGGCGACGAGGAGCGACCCCCAUGGCGGAUCCGAGGAUCUUCGGCGGCGGAGACGACGCCGAUCGCAGGGAACAACCCGGGCGGCGUCUCUACAACCCCUACCACGACCUCCACGUCCCGUCCCGGACGCUCUACGACCUCCCCACCGCCCCGGAGUUCCUCUUCCAGGAGGAGGCCGUCGCCCAGCGCCGCUCCUGGGGCGAGAACCUCACCUUCUACACCGGCGUCGGCUACCUCUCCGGCGCCGUCGCCGGCGCCGCCGUCGGCCUCCGCCGCGCUUCCGCCGCGGCCGAGCCCGGCGACUCCCUCAAGAUCCGGGUCAACCGCGUUCUCAACUCCUGCGGCCAGGAAGGGCGCCGGAUCGGGAACCGGGUCGGCGUGAUCGGCCUCCUCUACGCCGGUCUCGAGAGCGGCAUGGUGGCGGUGAGGGACAGCGACGAUUGGGUCAAUAGUGUCGUCGCGGGGCUCGGCACGGGGGUUCUCUUUAAGGCCGCCAACGGGCCGCGGUCGGCCGCUGUGGCCGGGGCGAUCGGAGGGCUCAUGGUUGGGGCUGCGGUCGCGGCGAAGCAGAUCGUGAAGAGGCAUGUGCCCAUUUGAAGGGUUUGGUUUCGAUCUUAAUCUCUUAUCCUCUUAUUGUUUGAGUUAUUGAGAAUCCUAAAGUAAUUUACACAUAAAUAUGUCACAUUUUUGACCUCUCUUGUAACUGCGGAAUGACAGGAACCUUCGCCAUUUCAUUUAUGUGAUAAUACUGUGAUAGAGUAGCUAUGUAUGCUUGGAGUUGAUGAUUUAUAAGUGUAUUCGUUCUUUGUUCUUCUUUCUUGUUAAGGUGGGAUCUUUAGAUUUCUUUCUAUAUUAUUAUCCUUCUUACUGA